This is a messenger RNA of Saccostrea cuccullata (small rock oyster), 8361 nucleotides long. RefSeq lists its product as uncharacterized. The record is from RefSeq and is a predicted model, not a curated record. The transcript has a single exon. Gene Ontology annotation, biological process: DNA repair; telomere maintenance. The coding region runs from base 1 to 8361 and encodes 2786 amino acids. Gene Ontology annotation, molecular function: DNA helicase activity. NCBI's taxonomy places the organism in Eukaryota, Metazoa, Mollusca, Bivalvia, Ostreida, Ostreidae.
AUGGCAAAGAGAAAGAAGGGAAUGUCUGCAAGACAGCGAUUACUAGCUGAUAAGUUGAGGAAGAGAGAAAAGAGACAAAAAGCUGCAGGAAUUCUGCCAGACAAAGACUCGCAUUUGACGCCACAAGAAUCUGCUGUUCCUUGCGGGACAGUGGAUGGAGCUGAUUCAGCUCCUCCUGGUAAUUUUCCAGGGCUUGGUUCGAUGGGGUUUCCACCUAAAGAGGAAAAACCCCUGGCCAGGAUGCAGGCCUCACCUCGUGUGAGAAUGCAUUCACCUGCCCCGAGGUUGUCACCUCCUCGGGGAAGUCGUCUGUUUGUCCAUGACGAGGGCAAGGCACCGUCCACUGACUCCCCACCGUGGGUUUGUGCUCCACCGAGGGCACCUGGAUCGGACAUAGUGCAAAUGUCUGAUCCAGCAGGACAGGCGCAGCUGGAUACCUCCAGGAUGGAGGAGACCAGUAGAAUAUCAAAAGAUGAAGGAACUUUAACGAAUACUAAAACGGAAACUGAAAGUAAUAACAAAGGAAUACUGAACGAAAAACAUGAUAUUAUAGAAAGUAAAAACAAAGAGAGAGAUAUAUUGGAGACUGUAGAAAGUAUGAUGGAUUUCAGAGAUGAUUUAGAUAUCAUAGAAAAUGUCAGAGACUCAGAAGAUGAAACUGAUGGUAAGGGAGAUAUUCUAGAAACAAAUGAGAGACCUUUUUUUAGGAGGAGAGAUGGUGAGGAAGAAAACUGUGGUAGUCAGAAUGCAGAAAAUGUGAAUGUAAAUAGUGCUCAGAGAGACAGUUUUAAUAGGCAGGAUUGUGUUGAUGAGGAAAAUACAUACAUGAAUACAACAAAUGUGUAUUGUGUGUCUGUUCAGGGGUCUUUCCAUCAAGCUGAUCCUAUGUUUGGUGACACUGCAGGAACUCAAUGUGUGGCAAAUUGUUUAUCAGGUUUAGCUUAUAAUCUUCUGAAAAGUGCAAAAAUCUGGCAAACAGCUGAUGUCAACAAAGUAUUAGUGAAUGGAGAUGAACUUUACACAUACCUGCAGAACUGUACUUCAAUUACAAGUAGAUAUUUGUUAGUGGAAGAGUUACCGCAGUAUUUUGAAUGCUUUAGCAACACAUUUGACUUUACAGUGAAGGUCUCGGUACCAAGUUUAAUCAGUUUGUCAGCAGAGGAGCCAUGUUAUGAAGAUUUUAAUGCCUAUCCUCUUUUUGAAGCUCUGCAGGUAGCACUUACUGAAACAAACGGAUGCUUUGUGUGUUUUGGAGGGAAUACCCUUUUAAUAGGGAAGACUAAUGAUGGGUUUUUCUCAUUUGAUUCACAUGCACGAUGCUCCCGUGGAUAUCUUAGUGUUCGAGGGAAGAGUACAAGAAUUUUAUUGAAGGAUGUUCAGGAUGUCUACCUGCAUCUUAGGUCACUUGCUAUUUCUAUGGGCUUUUCACAAACUGUUGCUUGUGAAUUAACUGGGGUGUUGUGUUCACUUAAACAUUUUGCCACUGCAGUAGUUUAUGAGGUUAAAGGAUCUGAAUAUUCAGAGGGAAACAAAGGUUCAAGACAAGGUCUCUCGACAUCAAAUCAGUCAAAGGUUAAAGAAAGUGGGAGAUAUCUUGAAGGGUUAAAAGGUUCAGAGCAAGGCAGGUCAUUGUCAGAUCAGUCAGAAAUAUUACAGGCGAAUGAUGUGAUUUUUAUGGGUGAGGAAUUCCAACGGCAUGAUUUUAUUCCUUUAUCAGUAGAAAAACAAAAAGAUUUGUGCAAAUUGUUGGGAGUGCCAUAUCAUGUCUCUACACAUGAAUACCAUGCUGCAUCUGUUAAAGAUAUGGAUAAACCCAGAGGCUGUAAAGAAAUUGAGCAAGAUGGUAAUUGCUUUUUUAGAGCAGUAUCAUUCAGCCUGACAAACUCUGAGAACCAUCAUCGUCAUAUUCGUGAAGCUGUUUGUGAGCAUCUCUUGAACCAUGAAGCAAUGUUUCAACAGUUUAUGAGGUCAGAAGGAUCUUUACGGUCGUAUUUACUUCAGUCUAAAAUGUCUGAAAUUGGUGUAUGGGCCACUGAAUUGGAGAUUCUUGCUAUGUCACAUAUGUUGAAUGUUGACAUUUAUACUUAUUCAGAUAUGAAAUGGCUUCAGUUUAGUGGGAAAGGUCCGAACCUUGAAUCAGCUGAACAGAAGGAAGCUAUUUAUUUAUACCACAGACAGCAGAACCAUUAUGAUGUUGUUUUAAGUGUUUUAGCAAGGCCACAUGAAAAGGAAUGUGUCACCCAACAUUCGUUUCUUAAAGGAGAAUAUAGCCAUCGCAGAAAAAAUAAAAUUCGAAUGAGGGAGGAACGAAAAAGUCUGAAAUUGAAGAUAGGAGACUUGAAGGAAAAUAGCAAAGAUGCAUUUAGAAAAAGAUGCAGGGAAAAUGUAAAGUACCGAAAGAAAAUGUCGGAGCAGAAGAAAGAUAUGUACUCAUAUGCAGACUUCAGGUUGAAAGAACAGAUAAGGAACAGAGAACGAUAUCGUGCUUCACCUUCAGUGCAAAUGGCAAGUAAAAGAAGAAGUAAAAUGAAGUACUCCAAAGACUUGAAGUAUAAAGAGGGAAAGAAAAGAAUGAGUGUUGAGAAAUAUAAGUUGGAUUCUGAGCACAGAGAACAGGUGAAAGGAAAGAGUACAGAGAAGUACAAGAUAGACUUUGAACAUAAGGAAAGUGUUAAGAAAGCAAGCAUUGAAAAGUACAAAAAAGACUUAGAACAUCAGCAAAAUCUGAAGACAGCAAGCAUUAAGAAGUACAAGACAAACUUGGAGCAUCAGCAAAGUGUGAAGAAAGCAAGCAUCGAGAAGUACAAGACAAACUUGGAGCAUCAGCAAAGCGUUAAAAGAAGAAGCAGUGAAAAGUACAAAACUGAUUUGGAGCACAGGAUUACUGUAAAGCAGAGGGUGUCAAAAAGAUACGAAGAAAAUGAAUCUUACAGAGCGAAAAGUAAAGCCGCCUUUGUACGUAAAUAUAAUACAAGUGAGACCUUUAGAACAAACAUGCGAAAAAGAGCUACAAGGAGGUAUCACGCUGAUACAGAAUAUCAGUCUAAAGCGAAGGAAAGUGGUAAGGCUAGUUACCAAUCAUCUGCUGAAGUUAGAAGGAGGAAAAAAGAAGAAGUUAGACAGAAAAGGAGAUUGAAACAAAUGAACGUGAAACAGGAAGAGGAAAUUAUCCGAUUAUUUAAGGGAAAAGCCAAGGAAGGUCCAAAUUAUGUUUGUACAUGUUGCCACAGGCUUUUCUUUCAGAAUCAGGUUCAAGCAUGUGAACAUCAGAUGUAUCAUAAAAGUGAGUCAGCAAAAACUAUCUCAGAGAUUUGUUUGCUAGAUAAGUAUUUGCAUGAAUGCUCUGAAUCUUGCCCAGAAUCGUGUACUAAAUCAUCAUUAUGGAUUUGUUACACUUGUCAUCGGAAAAUAAUGAGUGGCAAAGCACCUGCAGAAGCUGCAGUCAACGGCAUGAUUCUGGAGGAUAUUCCUUCUGAAUUGACUAACUUGAACAGUUUGGAACAGCAUUUAAUUGCAAUGCACAUCCCAUUUAUGAAAGUAAUGGCUCUUCCUCAUGGUGGACAAAAAAAUGUACAUGGUCCUGUUAUUUGUGUACCUUCAGAUAUGAGGAAAACUGUCAGUUUACCAAUGAAACAUGAUGAAAACUUGUUGUUGCGUGUGAAAUUGAAAAGGAAGUUGAAUUACAAAGGAUACUUUGAGUAUCAGUUUGUCAAUACAGGUCAUAUCAUGUCAGCUUUAUCAUACUUAAAAGAACAUAAUCAUUGGUAUGAGGAUAUAAAAAUUGAAUCAUCUCUGGAAGAGGAUUUAACAAUUCAUGAAGAAAUGACGGAAGAGAACGUUGAGACAAGGAAUAAUGCGGAAAUCACAGAGGAAAUGGUUGCAUUUGACACAUGUUUACAACCUGUAGAUGUUGCACAGGAGGUUUUAGACCAUUAUUUUGAUGAUGUGUACAACAUUGCACCAGGUGAAGGGAAAAACCCAAUUCGAAUGUUACAGGAACCUGGCAAUGAAGCUAAGGCAUUUCCAUGUCAUUUUCCAAGUGGUCGUUUCUCUUGGAGCGAAGAACGGUCAGAAAAGUUAACUCUUUCCAGAUAUUUCAAUAAUAGGCUAAUGAAUGCAGAUGACAGAUUUGCAAAGGACACUAAUUACAUCUUCUUUAGCCAGUACAUGUCCGAACUGAAUCAAGUGAUUGAAAAAACUCAAAUUUCACUUAGAAAAUCCUUAUCAAAAUGGACCAAUGGGAAACCAGUUACAGUAAAUAUGCUGCAAGAUCCAAUUACUCUCUCGGGCUUGCUGAGGAAUGAUGAUGCUAUUAGAUUUAUGCAGCCAAUAAGAGGAACACCGGCUUAUUGGGCAACGGCUCAGAAAGACCUCUUUGCUAUGCUACGGCAAUUAGGAAUUCCCACUUGGUUUUGCUCGUUCUCUGCAGCAGAGUACAGAUGGAAUGAUGCUGUUACAGCAAUACUACAACAGCAGAACGAUAACAGAAAUCCCGAGGAAAUGGAAUGGUCGGAAAAGAAUGAAAUUCUAAGGUGCAAUCCAGUCACUGUGGCUAGAAUGUUUGAGCACAGAUUUCAAAUAUUUCAUAAGGAAGUCAUACUUUCUCCUGCAGAACCAAUAGGAAAGGUAGCAGACUUUUUUCAAAGAGUUGAGUUCCAGCAGAGAGGAUCUCCACAUAUGCAUUGCUUAUAUUGGAUUGAAAAUGCACCAAACAUUGAUUCUGAUGGUGAGGAAGUUGUAUGCAGUUUUAUUGACAGAUAUGUAACAUGUGCUGUGCCAUCAGAAAGUGAUGAUUCUGAAUUGAGGAAAAGUGUUUUAGAAGUACAACAACACAGCAAGAAACAUUCAAAAUCUUGUAAAAAGAAGGGAACAGAAUGUAGAUUUAAUUUCCCAAGGCCUCCAUCUCAAAAGACUUUCAUUACAAGCAGUCAAGAGGAGGAAACCACAGAUGAGUGUGAAAAAGAGGCAAAGCUAAACAAGGCAUAUGCGAAGGAAAUAUUAUUCAGUGUUUGGGAAAGAGUUCACAAUGAAGGGGAUAGAAAUAUAACAACAGAAGAAUUAUUUGAUGAUCUUUCAUUAACCCAGGAACUGUACGAAGAGGCCCAUAACAUGUUGUCGGCAAAAAGAUCAAUUAUACUUGAACGCUGCCCAAAUGAGGUGUGGACAAACCAAUACAAUAGAUGUUUGUUAAAAUCUUGGGAUGCUAAUAUGGACAUACAGUUUGUUCUUGACCCUUUCAGUUGUAUUGUUUAUAUUAUUUCCUAUAUAUCAAAGUCAGAGAGGGAAAUGGGCAUGCUAUUAAAACAAACAAAGUUGGAGGCAGAAGAAGGAAAUGUUGAUGCCAGGAAAACUAUGAAGAAAAUUGGAUCAGCUUACUUGCAUCACAGGGAAGUUAGUGCUCAGGAAGCUGUAUACAGAGUAUGUAACUUGAGAAUGAAAGAAUGUUCUAGGAAGGUUGUAUUUGUGCCUGUCGGUGACAACCCAGUGCGCUUAAGUAAGCCACUAUCUGUGCUGAAGAAAAAAGCAUCAAAGGAUGUAGAAAUUACCGAUGAAGAAGAAGAUGAAGAGAAUGAAGUAUGGAUGACAAACAUAAUUGAACGUUACAUGAACAGACCAGAUAAGCCAGUCUUCCAUGAAAUGUGCCUUGCAGAAUUUUGUUCUGAAUUCAGAGUGCUAGCAAAAUCUCAAGUUCCUCAGAACGAGAAUCAAAAUGUGUUUGAAUUACAGAAUGGGAAGGGUUACGUACAACGAAGAACAAGAACUCAACCUGCUGUUGUUAGAUAUCCUAGGUUCAGUGUUGAAAAAAUGUCUGAGAAAUAUUAUCAAUCUCGAUUGCAACUUUUUCUUCCCUACUGGACAGAAGCACAGUUGAAACCACCAGGGUUUGAAUUAUAUGAAGAUUUUUAUAAAACUGGUUAUGUGAAAAUUUCCAGUGGAAAACGAAAGCAAUCAGUGAAGUCAAUAGUGGAAUCAAAUCAGUCACAAUAUGCAAAAAAUGAAGAGAUGAUUGACAGCGCUCAGGAUGCGUAUGAGAUGCAUGGUGAACCGGAAGAUGCAUGGUCGAGGAUAUGUCCAGAGACAGAGGUUCUCAGAAGGGAAGGAAUAGCACAGAGAAAGGAGAACACAGUGCCAGAGGAGGAUAGUACCGAUAUUAUACCAGAGAUUGAAAGCGAGACACAUAAUGCAGAUGUCAUGUAUCAUGUUCAACAACAUGUUAUCUCAAGAGAAGAAAUGUUACCUGUUCUUCAGAAUUUGAAUGAGACACAGAGUGAUGUAUUUUAUUUGGUCCGCAAAUGGUGUUUAGCAAAGAUUGCAGGGGAGAAAUGUGAACCCUUUCAUUUAUUUGUAACUGGUGGAGCAGGAACUGGUAAAAGUCAUCUUAUAAAAGCCAUUCAGUAUGAAGCAUCGCGUUUGCUUUCACGAAUAAUGUCAGAACCAGAUAGACUAUCAGUUCUUCUCUCAGCAUUCACUGGAACAGCGGCUUUCAACAUUGGCGGAAAUACACUGCACCACUUAUUUUCCCUAACAAAAUAUCUGCCUUUACCAUAUGAACCUCUUGGUGAACAAAGCCUCAGCGAAUUGAGAGUAAAGAUAGGGGAUCUUCACAUUCUUAUCAUUGAUGAAAUAUCAAUGGUAUACAAAAGACUUUUGUACUACAUACACGAAAGACUAGUGCAGAUUAAGAAAUGCAAGGAGCCCUUUGGUGGAGUUUGUGUUAUUGCUGUUGGGGACUUUUACCAGCUGCCUCCUGUAAAGCAGAGAAAAGAUGAAAGGCUUUACAAAGAAAAUCUUAGUUAUCCAAUGGAUUACUGGCUUGACUUAUUUAAAGUCAUUGAGUUAAAAGAGAUAAUGAGACAAAGAGGAGAUUUGUCCUUUGCUGGGAUUCUUAAUUCUUUUCGUGUAAGAGAGAGAGCUGAAGAACUGACACAACAGCAAAGGAAUUUCCUAAAAGACUGUAUCAGGGAAGGACCAGAAGACGUUCUUCAUGUGUUUUCUACUAACGAUGAAGUUAACACAUAUAACCUGUCAAUGUUAAAAAGAUCAUGUGAAGAUCUACUGGAAAUUGAUGCUCAGGACUUUAGAAAGGACAAAACAUCCGGUAAAUUAGUACCGAGAAACAAACCUAUGACAAGAUCAAGAAGUGAUGGCCUUCCAAGCUCUCUCCUAUUGUCAGUCCAUGCAAGGGUAAUGCUUACGAGAAAUUGCAAUGUAGAGGAUGGACUUGUGAAUGGAGUAAUGGGACAUAUCUGUCAGUUUUCAUUUGAAGAAAAAGGUGAAGGAAUUGUCAGAGCAAUAGGAGUGGUUUUUGAUAAUAAGGAAGUUGGAAAAAAGACAGGGCAAUAUACAAGGGGCAAAAACAUAGUGUUCAUUGAACGAGUGCAAGAAGAGAUAAAGGACAAGGCUACUACAGUGGUUCGACAUCAGUUUCCAAUUCGACUAUCUUGGGCGUGCACGGCUCAUAAGGUGCAGGGAAUGACAACAGACAAAGUUGUAGUGAACUUAGAUAAAGCAUUUGCCCCAGGUCAAGCGUAUGUUGCACUGUCAAGGGUUACUUCAAAGGUCGGCCUUUUUAUUGAUACAGAGGAUCCAGCUCGACUUCAGAAAAAUGUUUAUGCUGAUCCAGAGGUCAAAGCAGCAUUAAAAGAAAUGCCUAAAGCAAGUUUUGAUGAGAUUGCAAUGCCUUUACUCUCUGCUGGAAAGAACAUAGUUCUGCAUAAUAUACAGAGCUUAGGUGGCCAUUUUGGAGAUCUGAAGAAUGAUACCAGAUUCCAUAAGGCUGAUAUUAUUUGCUUAACAGAGACAUGGUUAAGAUUUGAGGAAAACACGGGGAAUUUUGCAUUGGAAGGGUUUCAAUUUCAUCAUCUUCCAAGAAGCGAAGCAUAUGAAGAAAGUACUACAAUGAGACAGAGUGUACAAAUGACAAAAGGUGGAGGUGUCGGACUGUAUUUGAAAGACAAGAAAGAUUCAUAUGAUGUUCUACCACUAAGCAAAAUGAAUAUUGAAGGAAUAGCUGUAAAAUUAGCGAGAGGAAAUAUCUUGUUGUUGACUGUGUAUCGCCCAUGUGCAGCAAAAAUAGCAAUGUUCCUUCAAUAUCUGCAGAAAGUUUUUGACUACUUAAAAACAAAUGCACAUGAUUGUAUCAUCGUAGGUGAUUUUAAUGAGGAUGCAAAGACUAAUGGCCCAAUUCAGAGGUUUAUGAAAGAUCAGAACUUCAGACAAAUUGUAUCCUUUAGCACCACAGAGGGGGGAACAAUUUUGGAUCAUGUGUAUGUAUCCAGUUCCAUAGAAGUUGACGUUUAUCACUUGUCAACAUAUUACAGUUAUCAUGAUGCUGUACUUUUGAAAAUCCGAGAUGAAUAA